Molecule: messenger RNA, 694 nt
Organism: Arachis duranensis
Lineage: Eukaryota; Viridiplantae; Streptophyta; Magnoliopsida; Fabales; Fabaceae
Product: ribosomal protein S19, mitochondrial
Exons: 2
Coding region: 140-532 (130 amino acids)
Biological process (GO): translation; ribosomal small subunit assembly
Cellular component (GO): ribosome; cytosolic small ribosomal subunit
Molecular function (GO): structural constituent of ribosome; RNA binding
Source: RefSeq, a predicted model, not a curated record
UGGUAUAUAAUUUCAUUUUCACUAUUAGAAAAAGUGGUAUAUCACUCAAUGCUUCCGUGAGAACUGGACUCAGCUUGCUGCUAUGAUUUGAUCGGAACACUCAAUUUUCGCCGCUGAAAUCUUUAUUCAACAGUUAAAAAUGAGGCCUACAAUGAUGCUUAGGGCUCUCAACAAGCAGUUCAUUGGAUUGUUCUCGGACAAAAGCUUGACUAGUGCAUCCAAUGCUGCUGUGAAGAAGCCACUGCCGCUCGUGGCCUCUCGCAAACCAGCGUUCAUUGAUGCAUUCCUUCACAAGAUGAAAAACAACAAGACCCUUCUCAUGAACAAGACCAUUUGGUCUCGGAGAUCCACCAUCUUGCCCGAAUUUGUGGAUACCACUGUCAGAAUCUACAAUGGCAAAACCACCGUUCGCUGCAAGAUCAAUGAGGGAAAAGUUGGUCACAAAUUCGGGGAGUUUGCACUCACCAGGAAGCGCAAGACCAGAGAACAACAAUCCAAUGCUAAGAAUGUCAAGCCCAAGAAAAAGAAGUGAUUUUUUUAUCCGGGUCUUGGAGAUUCCAAACUGAUGGGUAUUUUUGUUUGAGAACAUUUAUUUAGAUGAUGGUGGUUGUUUCGUAGGAACACUAUGUUGUUGUAGAAUGUUUAACAAUUUUGCUUUCAGAUAGUAAUAAUAUGACAGAGCGAUUCCAUGAAA